This is a messenger RNA of Trematomus bernacchii (emerald rockcod), 2531 nucleotides long. Its product is annotated as G2/M phase-specific E3 ubiquitin-protein ligase-like. The record is from RefSeq and is a predicted model, not a curated record. Gene Ontology annotation, molecular function: ubiquitin-protein transferase activity. Gene Ontology annotation, cellular component: nucleus. Lineage: Eukaryota; Metazoa; Chordata; Actinopteri; Perciformes; Nototheniidae.
UUUGUGUAACGUUAGCUGCUGCCCCAAAAAUGCCAUCCCUGAAAACGUUCCUCGAGUACAGAAGUAAGAAGUCAGACGAAAGGCUUAAUUUCUCUUGCCAGAAGAGAAAAGUGAAGAAGAAAGAACAGACAAGUACAGUACAGAUAAAUAUUGGAAUAAUGUGUCUUCAAAAGGACAUCAUGAAACCUGUCAGAGGGAAAACUCUUCCACUGAUUCUGGAUCCUGACACUGACGCAGCUGGGUUGCAUCGAUUGGCAGUCAAGAAGAUGACUGACUUUAAUUCGGAUAUGGAUGAGGGCCCCUAUGUCCUCAUUUACCCAGACACAUCAGAAGUCAUUAAUAUUCCUGGUACUUCAACGCCAUUUAAUCUGAGAGAGUAUAAAACGGAAAUAGGGAAAACCUACAACCGAAUUGCUCUCUUUAUAUGUCUUAAAUCAGAUUAUGACAAAGGUGAACAACAAGAUGCAUCAGACUCUGAUCAGGAAGUCACCGUGAGACGCAAAAGAGUGACUGAGGUUGACCUUGCUGACACACUGCCCUGGGAACCUGAGCAUGAAAGUACUCCAAAAAGCACUGCAGAGAAAACAAGUAUAUCUGCAGCCCAUAUUAUUGAAAACUUAGCAGAUGCCAUAGACCACAACACUGUCAGCAGAUUCAACAUAACUCGCUCAAAUGUUUGGGAUGGAGCUGUCAGAGGGUUCAGACGUUCAACCUUCUGUGAAAAGUCCGACUUGCUUGUGAGGUUCACGGAUGAUGCAGGCUCUGUGGAAGAAGGAAUAGACGCAGGUGGACCAAGGCGAGAAUUUCUGACACUCCUCAUGAGCUUUUUGCAGUCUCGGCCUAUUUUUGAGGGACCUCCACAGAGUCGGUACUUGGUGUACAAUGCUGCAGCAAUCAGGGAGGAUGAAUAUUUCAUGGCAGGGAAGAUGAUAGCUGUGUCCAUUGUUCAUGGAGGACCAGGCCCACAUUUUCUUUCAAGGGACCUGGUGAACCACAUAGCUGGACAGCCUGGUUUCUGUGCACAUGUGACGGAUGUGACAGAUGAUGAGAUAGGGAGAGCUCUCAGUGAGAUUGAGUUGGCACAUUCUCUGAAGUCUCUGCAAGAUGUGUUACUGAAACACAGCUCCAUGCUUCAGACUGCUGGCUGCUUCAGGCAUGUCAGCUCCGUUGAAGAAAAACACACUGUGGUGGCAGAAUACCUUACCUGGUACACCAUCGGCAGGAAUCACAGUGUAAUUGAAAGAUUCAAAGCUGGACUGGCUAGCCUACACUUUUUGGAUGCCCUUUGCCAACAUCCGAGUGUACUGGCGCCAGUGCUGUGUCAUACGGACAAGAGGCUGACUUCAGUUGAAGUGGAACGACUCUUCUUACCACAGCUCAGUCCAGCAGGGAGCAACAGGAGGACUACAGAAACCGUGGCACUCAGCUUCUCGGCAGACUAUCUGAUGGACUGUGAAGAACAAGGACCAGUGUCACUGGAGGAGUUAUUCAUGUUCAUCACGGGCCUGAAGACAGAACCCCCUGCAGGAAUGACACCCCAUCCAUGCGUCACGUUUUCACAGGAGACUAUCUAUCCCAUGGCAAACACCUGUGCAAACACCAUAACACUUCCACUACUAGGAACGUACGCUAGUUUCAAAGCCAAUAUAGACUUUGGCAUCCAAAACUCCCCAGGUUUUGGAUGUCUGUGAAAUGGUAAAAGAAAGGGGUAGAACACCAUCACUGCAGUAUAGCUUUUUGGAGUUUUAUAAACUUGUGGAGUUCCUCAUGUUUGAGGUUUGGGGAAAAAUAUGUUUCAUACAGCGGUUUCAGAGUUUUCUUUAGACGUCUAUAAAGACAACGUUAUUAGUAGUGCUAAUAUGUUUAAGGAACACAAUACUGUUUUGCAGCGUUUUCACAAGAAUAAACAUUUAUUUUCUUAAAUGCAAAUAAAUCACUGUUUCCCAAAUCCUCAAAUGUCUUGUGCCAACUCUGUUAGGGCUCACAGCUGCCUAAUUGAAGGUACUGUCCCAUUCACAGCCCAGCUAUUCCCUUCAGUGUAAUCAACAGCUGGGAUGCUGCUUGCCAGGUAUCUGGAUGUUGAAGUCCAUGUUGUUGCAUUGCCUGCUGAAAAUAGUCAUUGAUGUCCGGAUCACCACAUGGAUCUUCUGUCUGAUGCCCGUCUUGAAAAAUGUGGGUUGAUGCUUCAUCCAGAGCAAAGCCACAGUCCCGUGACCCAAACCUAUAAAACAGUUAGUAUUAUAAUGAUGCUUGAGGGGAGAUGCUUGGCAGCAAAGUAUGAGAAUACUUUAUCACAACAGCACACUUAUGUUAUGUAAACUAAAUGCUCUGAAAUGAUAGUUUUUGAAACUAUGUCAUGAUGUGUUUUGUGGCCAUCUUGGUUAUUAUUAUUAGUGUGGUGUAAGCCUAUAUGGGUGUAAGCUCAUAUUUCCCAUUUUAUUUUUUUCUGGUGUGGCAGAAAUAUGCUUAUGUAAUACAAUACUGUUCAUGAAAUGUGUAUUAACUACAAAAUAUAAACAAUUUACCUGUGA